UUUCCCUCUCCCCCCUCUUCCGCUUUGCCAGGCCCUCCCAGACACCCGCGCGCGGGGAGAAGGGGGGCGGGGAGGGAGCGAGCGUGAGCAGCAGCGCUGCCGCCGCCGGCCUUGGUGACGGUGGGCGUCGCUCUGAGGGGAGCUGAAGGACCCCUCCGCCCCCGGGCCUGCCCGGCCAGCCGGCCCUCGCCAGCGUCCUGCUGAAGGGACCGAGCGGCCCAUGGACCAGCCGGGCCUGGAGCUCAGCCCGGAGGAGCCGCUGCUGAGGGAGGCCGCUGUCGCCGCCCGUCGGAGGACGCUGAGGGAGGAGGAGGAGCGGCCGGGCUGGCGGAUGCCGCUGCCCCGAGCCUGAGGCGGCGGCCGGGCAGCAGCAGCAGCAGCGGCGGCGCCUCCUCCCUCCCUCCUUCCCUCCCUCCGUCCCUCCUUCCUUCCCCCUCUCCGCCCUCUUCCUUCCCUCCCGGCUUCUCUCCCAGCGCGGCCUUCUUCUUCUUCUCCUUCUUCCCGCUGCCCGGACGGACCUCGCCGCCGCCGCCGCCGCCACCAUGUCGGCCAAGGUGCGGCUGAAGAGGCUGGAGCAGCUGCUGCUGGACGGGCCGCGGCGCAGCGAGGGGGUCCUGAGCGUGGAGGCCCUGCUCGACCUCCUGGUCGGCCUCUACACCGAGUGCAGCCGCGACUCGCCGCUCCGACGGGACAGGCUCGUCUCCGACUUCCUCGAGUGGGCAAAACCAUUUACACAGUUGGUGAAGGAAAUGCAACUACAUCGGGAUGACUUUGAAAUUAUAAAAGUCAUUGGCAGAGGAGCAUUUGGUGAGGUUGCAGUUGUUAAAAUGAAGUGCACAGAGCGCAUUUAUGCAAUGAAAAUUCUAAAUAAAUGGGAAAUGCUUAAAAGGGCAGAGACAGCUUGUUUCCGAGAAGAGAGAGAUGUUUUGGUGAAUGGAGACUGUCAGUGGAUUACUACGUUGCACUAUGCCUUCCAGGAUGAAAAUUAUUUGUAUUUAGUAAUGGACUACUAUGUGGGUGGUGAUUUGUUGACACUACUCAGCAAAUUUGAAGACAAGCUUCCUGAAGACAUGGCCAGGUUCUACAUUGGUGAAAUGGUGCUUGCUAUACAUUCCAUCCAUCAAUUACAUUAUGUACACAGAGAUAUAAAGCCUGAUAAUGUUUUGCUGGAUGUGAACGGCCAUAUUCGCCUGGCUGACUUUGGAUCGUGUCUGAAGAUGAGCGAAGAUGGCACUGUGCAGUCAUCAGUAGCAGUGGGCACACCUGACUACAUUUCUCCAGAGAUAUUGCAAGCCAUGGAAGAUGGCAUGGGGAAGUACGGGCCAGAAUGCGACUGGUGGUCUCUGGGCGUCUGCAUGUAUGAAAUGUUAUAUGGGGAAACCCCUUUUUAUGCGGAAUCCCUGGUGGAAACAUAUGGGAAAAUUAUGAAUCAUGAAGAGAGGUUUCAGUUUCCAUCCCAUGUUACAGAUGUAUCCGAAGACGCAAAAGACCUGAUUCAGCGGCUUAUAUGUAGCAGAGAACGUCGUUUGGGUCAGAACGGAAUAGAGGAUUUCAAGUCGCAUGCAUUUUUUGAAGGACUCAACUGGGACAAUAUCCGAAAUUUAGAAGCACCUUACAUUCCAGAAGUUAGCAGCCCUUCAGACACAUCCAACUUCGAUGUAGAUGAUGAUGUGCUGAGAAACCCAGAAAUGAUACCACCUGGUUCUCACACUGGCUUUUCUGGAUUGCAUUUACCUUUUGUUGGGUUUACCUACACAACGGAAAGCUGCUUUUCGGACAGAGGCUCCCUCAAGGGGGUGAUGCAGUCCAGCGGUAUCACCAAAGACGAGGAUGUGCAGCGCGACUUGGACAACAGCUUGCAAAUAGAGGCGUACGAAAGGAGAAUACGGAGGCUGGAGCAGGAGAAGCUAGAGCUGAGCAGGAAGUUGCAAGAAUCCACCCAAGCUGUUCAGUCCCUUCACGGUUCUGCUCGCCUGAUGACAAACACAAGCCGGGAUAAAGAAAUAAAGAAGUUAAAUGAGGAAAUAGAGCGCUUGAAGAACAAAAUAGCAGAUUCAAACAGGCUAGAACGGCAGCUGGAAGACGCAGUGACACUACGGCAAGAGCAUGAAGACUCCGCCCACAAGUUGAGAGGGCUCGAGAAGCAAUCCAGAAUAUUAAGGCAAGAAAAGGAGGAUCUUCACAAGCAACUGGUCGAAGCCUCCGAGAGGCUAAAGGGGCAGUCGAAAGAACUGAAAGACGCCCAUCAGCAAAGGAAGCUGGCAAUGCACGAAUUCUCAGAGCUGAACGAAAGGAUGGCAGACUUGCGCUCGCAGAAGCAGAAGCUCUCUCGGCAGCUCCGUGACAAAGAGGAAGAAGUGGAAGUGGUCAUGCAGAAAAUGGACUCCAUGAGACAGGAAAUCCGGAAAUCGGAGAAAGCAAGGAAAGAGCUGGAGGCCCAACUUGAUGAUGCCGCAGCAGAAGCAUCAAAGGAGCGCAAACUUCGGGAGCACAGCGAGAUUUUCUCUAAGCAGGUGGAGAGUGAACUGGAAACGCUAAAGCUCAAGCAAGGGGGCCGUGCCGCGGGGGCCAUGCUGGAGCACCAGCAGGAGCUGGCCAAAAUGAAGUCAGAGCUCGAGAAGAAGAUCUUGUUUUAUGAAGAGGAGCUGGUCAGGCGAGAAGCAUCCCACAUCUUGGAGGUGAAAAAUGUGAAGAAGGAGGUGCACGAUUUAGAAAGCCACCAGCUGGCACUGCAGAAGGAGAUUCUGAUGUUGAAAGACAAGCUGGACAAGGCCAAGAGAGAGAAACACAGCGAGAUGGAAGAAGCGGUGGGAACUCUGAAAGAGAAAUACGAGCGGGAGCGAUCCAUGCUCUUCGAAGAUAACAAGAAAAUAACAACUGAAAAUGAAAAGCUCUGUUCCUUUGUGGAUAAACUUACAGCGCAAAACAGGCAGCUGGAGGAUGAGCUUCAGGAUUUGGCGGCAAAGAAGGAAUCCGUCGCCCACUGGGAAGCUCAGAUUGCGGAAAUUAUUCAGUGGGUGAGUGAUGAAAAAGACGCACGAGGGUAUCUUCAGGCUCUGGCAUCAAAGAUGACAGAAGAACUGGAAUCUUUGAGAAGCUCCAGUCUGGGAUCGAGAACACUGGAUCCGCUCUGGAAAGUAAGGCGCAGUCAGAAGUUGGAUAUGUCAGCAAGGCUGGAACUGCAGUCAGCUCUGGAUGCAGAAAUACGUGCCAAACAACUGGUCCAGGAAGAAUUAAGGAAGGUUAAAGACGCCAACCUGUCCUUUGAGAGCAAACUAAAGGAGUCAGAAAUAAAAAAUCGGGAACUGUUGGAAGAAGUUGAAGCUUUAAAGAAGAAGUUGGAGGAAAAAUACCGAACUGACGCAGGUCUCAAACUUCCAGACUUCCAAGAUUCCAUCUUUGAGUACUUCAAUACCUCGCCUCUGGCUCAUGAUCUUACUUUCAGAGACUCUGUUUCCUCCUCGUCUACAUCUUCUCUGCUAGCCUUUUGGGAAGAAGCAAAUUCUGUUAGCGAACCGGAAGCACAAGGACUCAAGGCAGAAGUCUCUUCCUCGACCUCUCUCGUGACUGUAGAGCAGCAGCAAGAAGAACCAAUUCGGCCUCAGAGGAUGCCUGCUGCUCCCUCCCCCACCAUUCAGUCCAUUUCUCUAGCUGUACCAAAGCCCAAAGCUCAUCAGCUCAGCAUCAAGUCUUUUUCGAGCCCCACCCAAUGCAGUCACUGCACCUCCCUCAUGGUGGGACUGAUCCGACAGGGCUACGCUUGUGAUGUGUGUUCAUUCGCGUGCCAUGUUUCCUGUAAGGACAGCUCACCCCAAGUCUGCCCGAUCCCUCCGGAGCAAGCCAAGAGGCCACUCGGAGUAGAUGUUCAGAGAGGAAUAGGAACAGCUUACAAGGGCUAUGUCAAAGUUCCCAAGCCCACAGGCGUUAAGAAAGGAUGGCAGCGGGCCUACGCGGUGGUCUGCGACUGUAAACUCUUCCUUUACGAUGUGCCUGAAGGGAAAUCCACCCAGCCAGGAGUUGUCGCAAGUCAGGUGUUGGAUCUCAGGGACGAAGAUUUCUCUGUGAGCUCUGUUCUAGCAUCAGACGUUAUACAUGCAACCCGCAAAGACAUCCCUUGCAUAUUCAGGGUGACAGCUUCUCUCUUAGGCUCGCCUUCAAAGACCUGCUCUCUGCUGAUCCUCACCGAAAACGAGAACGAGAAGCGAAAGUGGGUUGGAAUCCUGGAGGGGCUGCAGUCGAUCCUGCACAAAAACAGGCUGAAAAACCAAGUUGUACAUAUUCCACAAGAAGCCUACGACAGCACGCUGCCUCUCAUUAAAGCCAGCCUGGCUGCCGCUAUUAUAGAUCGGGAUAGAAUAGCAAUUGGUUCCGAAGAAGGCCUCUAUGUCAUCGAGGUGACCCGUGAUGCAGGAGCAGCCCUGAGCGUGCCAGAGACGUCCGAUAACAGCAAAAAGCAAAUGGUUCGCACGCGGAGCAAAAGGAGAUUCGUCUUUAAAGUUCCCGAGGAAGAGAGACUGCAGCAAAGGCGAGAGAUGCUCCGAGACCCUGAACUCAGAUCCAAAAUGAUUUCGAACCCAACCAAUUUCAACCACGUGGCGCAUAUGGGACCAGGAGAUGGAAUGCAAGUUCUGAUGGACCUCCCACUGAGCGUCCUCCCGUCUUCCCAAGAUGAAAAGCCUUGUCCUCCCACGACCAACAUUUCACGCCAGGCACCGCUGAGAAACAAAAGCUACAUUUCUUGGCCUUCUGCAAGUGGGGGUGACCUGGGGGCAUCCAUGCCCUUGCGAAGCAUGUCCGAUCCGGACCAGGAGUUUGACAAAGAGCCUGAUUCGGAUUCCACCAAACACUCUACACCUUCCAACAGCUCUAACCCAAGUGGGCCCCCGAGUCCGAACUCUCCUCAUAGGAAUCAACUGACACUAGAUGGACUGGACCAAUCAACCUGUGAUGCAUAACGCUAUGGCUGUGCCACCCCCCGCCCCUUUUUCACUUGGGACCACCCGCUACUCCCCGGACUAUUCAAGAACAUGACAACUGUCUUCAACAGCAGUGCCAAGACUGGAUUUCUAAUGUUGCGCCCCCAAAAAAAUAAAGUAAAUUCUAUAUCCAGAUUGUGGGGCAGGGCGGGAAGGGAAGAAUAUUGAGGAAGAGAGACUUCUUUAUUACUGGGGGGGUUGUUUUUUUAAAUGCAGAACUGUUUGUUCUUAAACCUACGGUGAAUCUAUUUGUGCACAGCUAUGAUACGCUCUUGCAGCAUACACUAAAGGCUACCCAGGAAUGGUCCUCAUUCUGAAGCUGGAAAAAAAGAAAGAGAGAAGAAAUGCUGGUAGUUCUUGCUACUAAGCCAUGUCAGGAAUAUUAUUUUUCUAUAGGAUGAUGUAAUGUCUUGUUAGCAGGAAAUCCUUUUAGGAAAAAAAAUUGGACCCUCCUGGACGGGAAGGAAAAGCAGGGCUUAGUUCACAUUGUCGGUGAAAUAUAUUCUUCCCCGUUUUCCGCUGUCCUCACCCCACCCCCCAACCCCCGCCAAAGUUUAGGAAAAGGGUAGGAAGCUGUAGAGCCUUUUCCAGCAUCAGUAGGAUUUGCUGGGAAGCUGAAUGAAAACCAAGGUUCUAGUCUGUGGCCUUUUCGCGUAUUUAGCCAUUCCACUCUCAGCUUUGUAAAUGUCUUUCCUCCUCACCUGAAGUCAUUGUACAUAAAAAUAUCCUACCGGUAAUGUUUUAUUUUCACCCUGCUUUUUUUGUCUUUUUUAGACCUCUUCAGCUGUUGUCGGUCAGGGCAGGACUUUUAAAACACAAGUAAAAUACUGCUGUGAAAGAGAUUCUUUUUUAAAAAAACUCCACUAUCCCUGCCACCAUCUCUCCUGACAAACUCGUAAAUUCCUCUUGGGAGAUUUUUUUUUGUUUUUGAUUCUACAUGUGUGCGCGUGCGUGUGUGUGUGUGUGUGUGUUUUCUCCAGUGUAAAAGAUACACUACAUUUUAAAAAUAAAUAAAUAAAUUAGCUAGCUAGCAUUCUCUCGGGAUUGCGUUCCCUAUAAAAGCUGCUUGUAUCGAAGGGAUUGUGUAGUACUUACAACCAUCCGUCUAUUUUAUCGGUAACCAAAGUGGAAACGUUGAAGGAUGUGUAUAUGAGGGUGCCUCUUUCCCCCACUUCCACCCGUUCCCCCGACCACCUCCAGUCCAUUGCAUGAAAACCCCAUGAUUGCUAAUCAAAAGUAUUGAUCAUGUAAGAAAAGAUUUAAAAAUGCACAGCACAUUCCUGUAUAUUUUGCUAUGGCGCACGUGCAGCGGUGACAUUGCCUAUUGCGUGUGUAUUUAAUCUCUUGCUUCCCAUGUAUUAUACAUUUAGUCCCUUUUUUCCUUCCCCCCCCUCCUUCCAAAGAAUUUUUUUUUUUGGUAAUCAUGUUUCAUUUAACAGGCGUGUAAUUAAAUUCUGUGGCUGGCAUAUCCAGUUGUCAUAGUCACAUUAGUGUGCCUUCCUGUGCCAAUUUGAUGACAGUCACUUGUUUUAAAAUCUGGUUCCUCUGGGCUAACCCUAUCCCAACACAGCUAAUACUCUUUUCCUGAAACACUGUAUAGGACCAGGCACUUAUCUCUCUAGUUUUAAGCCGAGUGGGUUCUCUAGUCAACAUUUAAUUUAUCACAUUAAGUGUUUGACGGUAUUCGCUCUUUCUCAGAGGCUCGCUUUGAGCCGGACACUACUGCUUCGGGGGGGGGGGGGGGGUCUGGUUUUUACUCUUAUUUUUUAAUGUAAGUCUAAAGUCUUUGUAAUUAUUGAAUUGUGAGAACAUUUUUGAACAAUUUACCUGUCAAUAAAGCAGAAGAGGGAGGUUUUAAAAGUU
This is a messenger RNA of Sphaerodactylus townsendi, 6839 nucleotides long. It is a transcript of the gene CDC42BPB, whose product is annotated as CDC42 binding protein kinase beta. Lineage: Eukaryota; Metazoa; Chordata; Lepidosauria; Squamata; Sphaerodactylidae. The coding region runs from base 543 to 4955 and encodes 1470 amino acids. Gene Ontology annotation, biological process: actomyosin structure organization; peptidyl-threonine phosphorylation. Gene Ontology annotation, cellular component: cytoplasm; cytoskeleton. Gene Ontology annotation, molecular function: ATP binding; protein serine/threonine kinase activity. The record is from RefSeq and is a predicted model, not a curated record. The transcript is spliced from 35 exons.